Molecule: messenger RNA, 2882 nt
Organism: Lottia gigantea (owl limpet)
Lineage: Eukaryota; Metazoa; Mollusca; Gastropoda; Lottiidae
Exons: 3
Coding region: 60-1412 (450 amino acids)
Biological process (GO): mitotic cell cycle; microtubule cytoskeleton organization
Cellular component (GO): microtubule; cytoplasm
Molecular function (GO): GTP binding; structural constituent of cytoskeleton
Source: RefSeq, a predicted model, not a curated record
CACUCAAGCAGGCUUUCUCAUCUGAAGCUACCGGCGAGGAUAUCUGAGUAUUUUUGAAAAUGCGUGAGUGUAUCUCUAUCCAUGUUGGCCAAGCUGGUGUCCAGAUGGGCAAUGCCUGUUGGGAGUUGUACUGUUUAGAACAUGGUAUCCAACCUGAUGGUCAGAUGCCUUCUGAUAAAACUAUUGGAGGUGGUGAUGAUUCCUUCAAUACUUUCUUCAGUGAGACUGGAGCUGGUAAACAUGUUCCCAGAGCUGUGUUCAUUGACUUGGAAGCUACAGUUGUAGAUGAGGUUCGAACUGGUACCUACAGACAACUCUUCCACCCUGAACAACUCAUCACUGGUAAAGAAGAUGCUGCUAAUAACUAUGCUCGUGGCCACUAUACAGUUGGUAAAGAGUUGAUAGAUGUUGUCCUAGACAGAAUCAGGAAACUGGCUGAUCAAUGUACUGGUCUACAAGGUUUCCUCAUCUUCCACAGCUUUGGUGGAGGAACUGGUUCUGGAUUUGCUUCCCUCCUGAUGGAAAGAUUGAGUGUUGAUUAUGGAAAGAAAUCAAAGCUGGAAUUUUCAGUUUAUCCAGCACCUCAGAUAUCAUCUGCUGUUGUAGAACCCUACAACUCUAUUUUGACCACACAUACAACAUUGGAACACUCUGAUUGUGCAUUUAUGGUGGAUAAUGAGGCCAUCUAUGAUAUUUGUCGCAGAAAUCUGGACAUCGAACGACCAACCUAUACUAAUUUGAAUAGAUUGAUUGGACAGAUAGUUAGUUCCAUCACUGCAUCUUUACGAUUUGAUGGAGCUCUUAAUGUAGAUCUGACAGAAUUUCAAACCAAUCUUGUACCAUACCCAAGGAUUCAUUUCCCUCUAGCAACAUAUGCUCCUGUGAUCUCAGCUGAGAAGGCUUAUCAUGAACAGCUGUCAGUAUCAGAAAUCACCAACGCUUGUUUUGAGCCGGCUAAUCAAAUGGUGAAAUGUGAUCCCCGUCAUGGUAAAUAUAUGGCCUGCUGCAUGCUCUACAGAGGUGAUGUGGUACCUAAAGAUGUUAAUGCUGCAAUUGCAGCCAUAAAGACUAAAAGAACCAUUCAGUUUGUGGAUUGGUGUCCAACUGGUUUUAAAGUUGGUAUCAAUUACCAACCACCAACUGUUGUACCAGGAGGUGAUUUAGCUAAAGUCCAGAGAGCUGUUUGUAUGUUGAGUAACACUACAGCCAUUGCUGAAGCUUGGGCUCGUCUUGAUCAUAAAUUUGAUCUGAUGUAUGCAAAGAGAGCUUUUGUUCAUUGGUAUGUUGGUGAAGGUAUGGAAGAAGGUGAAUUCUCUGAAGCUAGAGAAGAUUUAGCUGCUCUAGAGAAAGAUUAUGAAGAGGUUGGAGUUGAUUCUGUUGAUAAUGGUGAAGAGGAAGAAGAUGAAUAUUAAAGGUGGCAACUACAACUCUUUCGCUUUCAGUAAUUAAAGAAAUUUAUAUGCAUUUAUAAUCUUUGAAGUAAUUUUGAGAGUUUUCUAUCCUAGCUUUUUUCAUGUGUAUUAGGGCACCCUGGCAUCCAUUUGCACCAUUCUUAUUUUAAGUCUUGACACCUGUGCCUUAUAAUUCCACUAAAACUAAACAUUUUAUACGUAGCUAUGGCAAAGGUCCCAAGAUAUCCCAAUGACAACUCUUCCUUUCUUGAUACCCCAACAUAUAUAGAAAAGACUUAGAAAAAGAAAAGAAAUUUCUAGUUUGAAGUAUAUUUCUAUUCUACAAUUUAAAUCUCAACCCAUAAAAUGUCUAAGAAUUGUAAAUUUGAGGGGGCAAAUAUCUGAGAGUUUACAUAUAUAGCUCAUUGAAUGAUCAACACUACCAGUUCUUCAGUUAAACUUUCCCCUGAAUUAAUUUCGUCCAGUGAUUAGUACAAAUGAAUAUCCCAAAGAAUUUGAAGCCAGUCUAGACAAAGGGAGAUAAUAUGGGAACUUAAAACUAAACGACCAGACAAUAUAACAAUUGGUAAAGAGCAGUAUAUUAAAAUGAAAUUGUAAAGCAUACCAUAUAUAAAUAUAAAACAAUACACAAAGGAUGAAAUUAAUAUAUGCACUAAACAAACAAAACAGUUUUCAUCUGUAGGACUCCUCUUCACUAUUUCAAGCUAUUGCAACCUUUGGCUUAUAUUGUUACUCAAAUAGCCACCUUUCUUGUGUCACGCAAGUUUAUGGAUGCAGCAAUUUAAUUGUACGCUAGCAUAUACAGUAAGGCCUUGAAAAAAGAAAGUCUAAACACUAAGCCAUGAUGUUUAGUCUUUCUGUUGAGGGCACUGAUUGGCUGUAUUCAAUGCUGUACAAUCUAAUUGUUGCAUUCAGUGAUAAGAAAUGCAGAUAUUUGAGUUAAGGUAUAAACCGAAAUUCGAAAUAGCUUGACAUUAUGAAGAUGAGUAGGACUGAACAUACUAGUGUUCAGUUAAGAUAAAACAGUUCAAGAUGAUAUCAUACAGACACAGAUUUUGCCACAUUUUCAAAUUUUUACUUCCCAUGGGGAAUUAACCUAAAUUGUCAUGUCUAAGUUAAGGACGUAUCAAAUAGACUAAAAACACAUAGAAAUAAUGACCACAGCUACGUAAAAUGCAAUACACAUUAGUAGAUCAAAAUGUGUACAUGAAUUUUGAGAGAUUAUCCAAAACUGGAUAAUAUGGCUGUCCCAAAAGCACUUGUUCAUUCAUUCUUUAUUAACCUAAUGCACUCAAUAGAUCAAACCUUGGCAGUGAAAAAAGACCUCAUUAAAAAAUCUUUCCCAAUCUGGGACACUUAGUAUGUGACAAUAUGGAUAAAAUCUCUUAUCAUGGUCAUAAUUCAAUUUCAUUCUCUUCACAACACAAUUUCACAUACACCUUCGUUAAAUAAACUCAUUCCACAUUCUCU